This is a messenger RNA of Populus nigra (black poplar), 1709 nucleotides long. Its product is annotated as metacaspase-5-like. Gene Ontology annotation, biological process: proteolysis. Gene Ontology annotation, molecular function: cysteine-type endopeptidase activity. The record is from RefSeq and is a predicted model, not a curated record. The transcript is spliced from 2 exons. Bases 320 to 1570 code for a protein of 416 amino acids. Lineage: Eukaryota; Viridiplantae; Streptophyta; Magnoliopsida; Malpighiales; Salicaceae.
GAGAGGCGAAGAGCCACUUGCAUCAUCGUUCAUCGACUCCAAUAAAAAAACUAAAAAAGAAAUAGAGGAAAUUGGUUUUGGGAUUUAAUAAUUCUGUCUUCUGAAGAGGCAAGAAUUCUUUGUUCUCGGAACUCUCCUCCAAAUUUGUAGAUAUUUGGCUGGCGCAGUACUGAACUGUUAAAGAAAGACAACAACUACAUUUCCAUUUAUUUGCUCUUCACACCAAAAGUCAGAAACACAAAGAAAACCAAUCCAUUCCAAUCCAAAUAUCAGAAUUCAAACCCAGAAUUGAGUCUUGGUAGCAACUGAACAGAAAACCAUGACAAAGAAAGCAGUGUUGAUAGGCUGCAACUACCCAGGAACAAAAGCUGAACUUAAAGGUUGCAUCAAUGAUGUUAAGAGGAUGCGCAGAUGUCUUGUUGAUCGAUAUGGGUUUUAUGAAGAUAACAUAACAAUCUUGAUAGACACCGAUGAUUCUUACACACUGCCAACUGGGAAAAACGUACGCAAGGCGCUCAAUGAUCUGGUUCUCUCUUCGGAGCCUGGAGACUUUUUGUUUGUCCAUUAUAGUGGACAUGGGACAAGGUUGCCUGCUGAAACUGGAGAGGAGGAUGAUACUGGUUAUGAUGAGUGCAUUGUCCCUUGUGAUAUGAAUCUUAUCACUGAUGAUGAUUUCAGAGAUUUGGUGGAUCAGGUUCCAGGAGGUUGCCGCAUAACAAUUGUAUCUGAUUCAUGCCACAGUGGUGGCCUCAUCGAUGAGACUAAAGAGCAAAUAGGAGAGAGCACAAAGCGUCAAGAUGAGGAGGAGAAGGACUCUGGCAUCAGAUUUAAAAGCUUCUUGAAACAGACUGUGAAAGAUGCAUUUGAAUCUCGUGGAGUUCACAUCCCUUCCGGAUUGCAUCGCAGCCGGCAUGGCAAGGAGGAAGAUUUUGAUGAUAGAGCAGUUGAAGGAGAGUAUGGUGAACGAGGGUAUGUGAGAAGUAGAUCUCUGCCCCUCUCAACUCUCAUAGAAAUUCUCAAGCAAAAGACUGGUAAGGAUGACAUUGAUGUCGGGAAGCUGAGGCCAACCCUUUUCAAUGUCUUUGGAGAAGAUGCAAGCCCUAAGGUGAAGAAGUUCAUGAAGAUUAUCAUGGAUAAAGUCCAACACGGUGGUGGAGAAAGUGGAGGUGGUGGAUUCUUUGGAAUGGUUGGCAAUCUGGCCCAGGAAUUUCUCAAACAAAAACUGGAGCAUGAUGAAGGGUAUGCACAGCCUGCCCUUGAGACAGAAGUGGGCAGUAAGCAAGAAGUUUAUGCUGGAGCAACCAAGCAUGCUCUACCAGAUGGUGGGAUUUUGAUCAGCGGCUGCCAGUCUGACCAAACUUCUGCUGAUGCCAGUCCAGGAGGAAAUCCUGCUGAAGCUUAUGGAGCUUUUAGUAAUGCUAUCCAGACUAUCCUUGCAGAGACAGAUGGUGAAAUUUCUAAUCAGGAGCUUGUUUUGAGGGCCAGGAAGAUGCUGAAGAAGCUGGGUUUCAUCCAGCGACCUGGCCUCUACUGCAGCGAUCAUCAUGUUGAAGCUCCAUUUGUGUGCUGACAAGAAUGGCUUCUCCAAUACUAAGAGAUAAAUAAAUAAAAUUUGGGUGUUUUCUUCGAGUGCAUUGUGCUGAUUUUUACGGUGCUUUUUAUCUGUACAACGAAACCUUGGACCGAGAAUGGAUUUAUCGUUUCAGGUU